Molecule: messenger RNA, 941 nt
Organism: Coregonus clupeaformis (lake whitefish)
Lineage: Eukaryota; Metazoa; Chordata; Actinopteri; Salmoniformes; Salmonidae
Product: transmembrane protein 170B
Exons: 3
Coding region: 264-737 (157 amino acids)
Biological process (GO): negative regulation of canonical Wnt signaling pathway
Cellular component (GO): plasma membrane
Source: RefSeq, a predicted model, not a curated record
GACGGCCCCUUUAAGGGUUAUGUAGAGAGAAAGGCUGAUGUAGGACAACUCCUCCGUGUGCGCUGCGCUCUGUCGCGCUGCCAUACUCACCAUGGCCUCCAAACAGCCGCCGCUGCAACCGAGAAUGAGCACGAGCAGACGAGCGGUUGGCCCUUUCCUUCCCCGCGCGGAGACGAACAACGUUAAGCCGAAACAGAGGCACCGGUAGAGGGGUGCGCGCCGGGGGAUCAAGCCUCCGAGCUCAUGCCACCCCGGUCUCCUCGAUGUCUUCGUCAAAAGCCACUUACAGCCAUUUCACAAAGAGGGGUGCGAACCCGGGCGGCGGCAGAGCCGGCGGCAGAAACAUGAACACGAAUAAGGAUUAUUCUGUCAAUCUAUCCGUGCAGCAAGUGCUGAGCCUCUGGGUGCAAGGCACGACGCUGCAACAUUUCACAGAGAUGUGGUACUGGGUGUUCCUGUGGAGUCUGUUCUCCUCGCUCUUCGUCCACGGGGCGAUGGGCCUGCUCAUGGUAGUCAUGUUGCAGCGCCACAAGAGGGGUCGCCUCAUCACCCUGGUCCUGGUCAGUGUGGGCUUCCUGGCCUCCCUGGCCGGUGGAGUCAUCACCAGUGCAGCGGUGGCAGGGGUGUACCGUGUGGCAGGGAAGGACAUGGCCCCCCUCCAGGCCCUGGUGUUUGGAGUGGGCCAGACCACACUCUCUGUAGUCAUCUCCUUCUCACGUAUACUGGCCACUCUCUGAAGAGAUGACUCUGCUACACGGACAGACUCACUGACGGACAGACACACAGGAGAGGAGAGAGGAAAGAGGAAGGGAGCGACUUGGCACGUGAUAGACCGGGGUUCACAUCCCACCAGUUACACAAGCAGUGACGGACAGCAACAAAGCCAAUAGGUGGCAGUUAACUGCACAUAGUAUUUGAAGGAAAACAAAUAGAGUCAAAUA